Messenger RNA from Dinoponera quadriceps, 6927 nucleotides. RefSeq names its product clathrin heavy chain (gene Chc). Lineage: Eukaryota; Metazoa; Arthropoda; Insecta; Hymenoptera; Formicidae. The coding region runs from base 471 to 5507 and encodes 1678 amino acids. The transcript is spliced from 9 exons. Gene Ontology annotation, biological process: receptor-mediated endocytosis; intracellular protein transport. Gene Ontology annotation, cellular component: clathrin complex; clathrin coat of coated pit; clathrin-coated endocytic vesicle. The record is from RefSeq and is a predicted model, not a curated record. Gene Ontology annotation, molecular function: clathrin light chain binding; structural molecule activity.
AUGCGCGAGAUUCGCCACAGAAUCCAAUCGUGUCAAAUCGUGGCUGUAUUCUUCCGCUAGCGCCAAGAUCCCUCGCGUUCAACGUCAACGUCGCCGGGAUCGUCGGGACAGGAAAUACGGGCGAAUCAACGGUUAAUUGCCGAUGCCCGAGGCGGUCGAGCGCGCGAGGUGACGCUCGAACGUCGACGAACAACGCCGGGACAUUUUCAUACGCGGGAACUAUUUCGAGAUAGAGGGGCGGCGUUGGCGGCCAUGAUGGGUGUCAGCGGCGAGUAGCGACGGUGUUCGGUCUCCGUCAGUUGGUUUUGCGCUUUGAUGAUUGAUGCCGAGCGUUCGGCGGAUAAAAAGGCGUUCGAUAAGCGGGAAUAGCUCGUAAGUGGACACAGUUGGGCUCACGAGCGCACGGCUAUCCCGCAGGAGAAUCAACGGCUGGAAUCGCACCGGUGAUAUACUUUGAAUAUUUCGGCAAAAUGACGCAGCUACUGCCCAUAAGGUUCCAAGAACAUCUUCAGCUUACAGCUGUAGGAAUCAAUGCCAGCAAUGUUAGCUUUAAUACGCUUACUAUGGAAUCUGAUAAAUUCAUCUGUGUGAGAGAAAAGGUCGGCGAUACUGCUCAGGUGGUUAUUAUCGACAUGAACGAUUCUGCCAACCCUAUCAGAAGACCGAUAUCUGCCGAUUCUGCGAUCAUGAAUCCAGCUAGUAAAGUCAUAGCUCUAAAAGCCAUGAAAACGCUUCAGAUCUUUAACAUUGAGAUGAAGUCGAAGAUGAAGGCCCAUACGAUGACGGAGGACGUGGUGUUUUGGAAGUGGAUAUCGCUGAACACGCUGGCGCUGGUGACAGAGACCGCGGUGUACCAUUGGUCCAUGGAAGGUGACUCGACGCCGAACAAGAUGUUCGAGCGGCACUCGUCGUUAAACGGCUGUCAGAUCAUCAAUUAUAGAACAGACCCGAAACAGACGUGGCUAUUAUUAAUCGGCAUUUCGGCGCAGCAUAACCGAGUGGUGGGCGCUAUGCAGCUCUAUUCUGUGGAGCGAAAGUGCUCGCAGCCGAUCGAAGGCCACGCCGCUUCCUUCGCUCAGUUCAAGAUGGAAGGGAACGCGGAGGCGAGCAACCUCUUCUGCUUCGCCGUGAGAACGGUCCAGGGAGCGAAGCUUCAUAUCAUCGAAGUGGGCCAACCGCCGGCGGGCAACCAUCCGUUCCCGAAGAAGGCGGUAGACGUGUUCUUCCCGCCCGAGGCCGGCAACGACUUCCCCGUCGCCAUGCAAGUUAGCUCGAAAUACGACGUCAUAUAUUUAAUCACGAAAUACGGCUACAUCCACAUGUACGACAUCGAGUCGGCGACCUGCAUAUUUAUGAACCGUAUCUCGGGCGAGACCAUCUUCGUGACCGCGCCGCACGAGGCUUCCGGCGGCAUAAUCGGCGUGAAUCGCAAGGGCCAGGUACUGUCCGUUUCCGUCGACGAGGAGAACAUCAUACCGUACAUCAACGGGGUGCUGCAGAACUCGGAAUUAGCCCUGAGAAUGGCGGUGAGGAACAACCUGUCCGGCGCCGAGGAUCUGUUCGUGAGGAAAUUCAACAUGCUCUUCCAGAACGGGCAGUACGCCGAGGCGGCGAAGGUCGCGGCCAACGCGCCCAAGGGAAUACUCCGUACGCCCGCGACCAUACAACGAUUCCAGCAGGUGCCGGCCACCCAGGGACAGACCUCGCCUCUCCUCCAGUACUUCGGCAUUCUCUUGGAUCAGGGACAGCUGAACAAGUACGAGUCGCUGGAGCUGUGCCGGCCGGUGUUGGUCCAGGGCCGUAAGCAGCUGCUGGAGAAGUGGCUGAAGGAGGACAAGCUCGAGUGCAGCGAGGAGCUGGGCGACCUGGUGAAGCAGGCGGAUCCCACGCUGGCGUUGAGCGUUUAUCUGCGAGCGAACGUUCCCAACAAGGUGAUACAAUGCUUCGCGGAGACCGGACAAUUUCAGAAGAUCGUGCUCUAUGCCAAGAAGGUCUCCUACACGCCCGACUAUAUAUUCCUCUUGCGAAACGUCAUGAGGAUCAACCCCGACCAAGGCGUGGCGUUCGCGCAGAUGCUGGUGCAAGACGACGAGCCGUUGGCCGACAUCAAUCAGAUCGUCGACAUAUUCAUGGAGCAGAACAUGGUGCAACAGUGCACGGCCUUCCUCCUGGACGCGCUCAAGAACAAUCGGCCGAGCGAGGGCGCCUUGCAGACUCGCCUCUUGGAGAUGAACCUGAUGUCCGCCCCGCAGGUAGCCGACGCUAUAUUGGGCAAUCAGAUGUUCACCCACUACGACCGAGCUCACGUCGCCCAGCUGUGUGAGAAGGCUGGCCUGCUGCAACGCGCCCUGGAACACUACACGGACUUGUACGACAUCAAGAGAGCGGUGGUGCACACCCACUUGCUCUCGCCUGACUGGCUCGUCGGAUUCUUCGGGACCCUGUCCGUGGAGGACUCCCUCGAAUGCUUGAAGGCCAUGUUAACGGCCAACAUACGUCAGAACCUGCAGAUCUGUAUACAAAUCGCGACCAAGUAUCACGAGCAGCUGACGACGAAGGCACUGAUAGACCUGUUCGAGAGCUUCAAGUCCUACGAGGGCCUCUUCUACUUCCUGGGUUCGAUCGUGAACUUCAGCCAGGAUCAGGAGGUACAUUUCAAGUACAUACAGGCGGCCUGCAAGACUGGCCAGAUAAAGGAAGUGGAGCGUAUAUGUCGGGAGAGCAACUGUUACAACCCGGAGCGCGUGAAGAACUUCCUGAAGGAGGCCAAGCUGUCCGACCAGCUGCCGCUGAUAAUCGUCUGCGACCGGUUCGACUUCGUUCACGACCUCGUUCUCUACCUUUACCGCAACAACCUGCAGAAGUACAUCGAGAUCUACGUGCAGAAGGUGAACCCGUCGCGUUUGCCGGUGGUCGUCGGCGGUCUGCUGGACGUCGACUGCUCGGAGGACAUCAUCAAGAACCUGAUACUCGUGGUGCGCGGCCAGUUCUCCACCGACGAGCUGGUCGAGGAGGUCGAAAAGAGGAACCGGCUGAAACUGCUGCUGCCGUGGCUGGAGUCUCGCGUGCACGAAUGCUGCGUGGAGCCCGCCACGCACAACGCGCUGGCCAAGAUCUACAUCGACAGCAACAACAAUCCUGAGAGGUUCCUCAAGGAGAAUCAGUUCUACGACAGCAGAGUCGUCGGCAAGUACUGCGAGAAGCGCGACCCGCAUCUGGCCUGCAUCGCGUACGAGCGCGGCCAGUGCGACCGCGAGCUGAUAAGCGUGUGCAACGAAAACAGCCUCUUCAAGAGCGAGGCGAGAUACCUGGUGAGACGUAGAGACCCCGAUCUCUGGGCGGAGGUGCUCCUGGAGAGCAACCCGUACAAGCGACCGUUGAUCGAUCAGGUGGUUCAGACGGCGUUAUCCGAGACCCAAGACCCCGAGGACAUAUCGGUCACGGUGAAGGCGUUCAUGACGGCCGACCUGCCUAACGAGCUGAUCGAGCUUCUCGAGAAGAUAGUGCUGGAUAGCAGCGUGUUCAGCGAUCACCGCAAUCUGCAGAAUCUCCUUAUACUGACGGCGAUUAAAGCUGACCGCACGCGCGUCAUGGAGUACAUCAAUCGCUUGGACAAUUACGACGCGCCGGACAUCGCGAACAUAGCGAUCAACAACGAACUCUACGAGGAGGCCUUCGCCAUCUUCAAGAAGUUCGACGUCAACACGUCGGCCAUCCAGGUGUUGAUCGAGCAGGUCAACAACUUGGACAGAGCCUACGAAUUUGCGGAAAGGUGCAACGAGCCGCCGGUGUGGUCGCAACUCGCCAGGGCACAGUUGCAGCAGGGUCUGGUGAAGGAAGCGAUCGACAGUUUCAUCAAAGCGGACGACCCGUCGGCGUACAUGGACGUGGUGGAGACGGCGCACCGGACCUCGCACUGGGAGGACCUGGUCCGUUAUCUGCAGAUGGCUCGCAAGAAAGCGCGCGAAUCCUUCAUCGAGAGCGAGCUGAUAUACGCGUACGCGCGGACCAACCGGCUCGCCGACCUCGAGGAGUUUAUAUCGGGCCCUAAUCACGCCGACAUACAGAAGAUCGGCGACAGGUGUUUCGACGACAAGAUGUACGACGCCGCCAAGCUCCUCUACAAUAACGUAUCCAACUUCGCGCGUCUAGCCAUCACCCUGGUGCAUCUGAAGGAAUUCCAAGGUGCUGUGGACAGCGCGCGCAAGGCCAAUUCGACCCGCACUUGGAAGGAGGUCUGUUUCGCCUGCGUGGACAGCGGCGAGUUCCGUUUGGCUCAGAUGUGCGGCCUGCACAUAGUCGUGCACGCGGACGAGCUCGAGGACCUGAUCAACUACUAUCAAGAUCGCGGCCACUUCGAGGAGCUCAUCAACCUCCUGGAGGCGGCUCUGGGACUCGAACGCGCUCAUAUGGGCAUGUUCACCGAGCUGGCUAUUCUUUACAGUAAAUACAAGCCUCAACGAAUGAGGGAGCAUUUGGAACUGUUUUGGUCGCGCGUCAACAUACCGAAGGUGCUACGCGCGGCGGAGCAGGCUCAUUUGUGGGCCGAACUGGUGUUCCUAUACGACAAGUACGAGGAGUACGACAACGCGGUUCUCGCGAUGAUGCAGCAUCCCACCGAGGCUUGGCGGGAGGGUCACUUCAAGGACGUGAUCACCAAGGUCGCCAAUGUCGAGCUCUACUACAAGGCUAUACAGUUUUACGUGGAGUACAAACCCCUACUGCUGAACGACAUACUGCUCGUGCUGGCCCCGCGCAUGGAUCACACCAGAUCGGUCGCGUACUUCACGAGGACCGGUCAUCUGCAACUGGUGAAGCCGUACCUGCGAUCGGUGCAGGCCCUCAACAACAAGGCCAUCAACGAGGCGUUGAACGGUCUGCUGAUCGACGAGGAGGAUUACCAGGGUCUCCGCACGUCGAUCGACGCGUUCGAUAACUUCGACAACAUCGCGUUGGCGCAGCAGCUCGAGAAGCACGAGCUGAUCGAGUUCAGAAGAAUCGCCGCGUACCUGUAUAAGGGGAACAACAGAUGGAAACAGUCGGUGGAGCUUUGCAAGAAGGACCGCUUGUUUAGGGAUGCUAUGGAAUACGCGGCGGAGUCGCGGAACGCGGAGGUCGCCGAAGAAUUGCUGGAGUGGUUCUUGGAGAGAGGCUCGAAGGACUGCUUCGCCGCAUGCCUGUUUCAUUGUUACGACUUACUUCACCCGGACGUCAUCCUGGAGCUUGCAUGGAGACAUCGCAUCUUACACUUCGCUAUGCCGUACCUCAUACAGGUCGCGCGGGAAUAUAUAACCAAGGUCGAUAAGUUAGAAGAAGCCGAGAGCCGACGUAUCGAGGAAACCGAUCAUCAGGAACAUAAGCCUAUGAUUAUGCCGGAGCCUCAGCUGAUGCUGACCGCAGGACCGGGAAUGAUGGCACCCGGCUACGCUCCUCAAAACGUAUACGGCACACCCGCGCAAAGCGUGUACGCGUCCACCGCCGCAGCCUAUCAAGGUUACGGUAUGUGAAAUACAUUUAACAGGACAGAUCAACAGAAUCUACUUUUCUAUAAAGUUUAGGUAGAACUCGAGAUUGUUUGGUUAGCUUGAAAUAUUAUCGAAGCGAGCAUACGAAUACCGGAGUGGAUAUAUCACACAUUAUCAGAGGCGUAAAAACUCACUUUUAGAUCAUUGAUUAUAACGAACGGUGAGAGAGAUGUAUUAGGAGGACGAGGAAUCCUGUCACAUCGCUAUCUAAGUGUAAACUUGUAAUUUAUAGGAGACAUUGCCGAGUAAAACAAUAUUAUAUAUCGCAUCGUUUAAGUAGUCUAAUCCGGAUCUUGUGAAACGGAUAACGCUAAUUACGUCAGGCGUAAUGCAUAAUAACGCGAUUGAAGCGAAGAAAUUCCUGUUUUCUUUUUAAUACCGCGGUGCUGAGAUUUUUCUAUUGAAUUUAAUUAUCGUUGCUGCACAGAGACGGUGAAGAGAUAUAUAUAUAUAUAUGUACAUGUACGUUGUAAGACAGAUAUAAUUUCGCUGUAUUUUGCUCGCACGUGUUUGUAUGUGCGUCUACGUGCCUUUCUUUUGACUACUGAAAGAAGAAACAAAUUGCUUCGUUUCGGCCAGAUCAACCUUGUAUCCUCGAUUCGUCAUUUCCAUACGAGUUACACGGCGUUUUUUUGUUUGUUUUUUUUUUCCUUUUCAGAUAGACCUCGAUUUUGAAUAAUACUUUUAUAUCUUUUCACGAUUUAGUUACAGCGGCAAAUGAAUUAAAAACCGACAUAAUGUCGACGAGUUCCUACGGCGUCCCGAUGCGCAGAAAAGAAUGACUGUUGUCGAUUAUUCGCGAACGAACCAGGUCACGCCGGUAAAUCGGAACUCGAAAUAAAAUGUUAUAUCGGAAUUGAAAUCGCUGAUUUAUAAUAUCACGUAUUUAAACGUGCUAGAAACGAGGAAGUGAACGUUCAAUUCUGAAAGUUGAUUCUUUCUUUCUACUUUCUAAAAAGAAAUGGUGGCAUUAUAAAAUAUAUAUAUAGAUUUUAGCAACAUCGUAGUGCGCGAUAAAUCACAGCGGAAAUAAAGCGCCCUGGCAAAUUUACAUGUAAUAAAAAAGAGCAUCUUCUUAGGUCGGGUAGAUCAUGUAUUGUUAUAAUAUCGGUAUGUAACGAGAUCUUUAAAAAAAAAAAAAAACGGUGAAAAUCUGUAGAAGUUUUAAAACAAAAAAAAAGGUAUGUGUCGCGUGUCUAUGAUACAUCGUUCUAGGUCUACCUGUGUGUACAUUCGCUUGAACAUGAUACAGACGCGUGUUCGCAGCUAGCUUGAUUUGCGUAAACCGAUCGUUCGUAAAAUAAAUGAUUACCAAUAUCGAAAUUGAUGGCAAGAUCUUAUUGUCUUACCAGUCUAUAUCGAAAUAUAUACAAUAGAUUGAGCUUUUUGCCCGAUCGUCAUA